Molecule: messenger RNA, 1741 nt
Organism: Papilio machaon (common yellow swallowtail)
Lineage: Eukaryota; Metazoa; Arthropoda; Insecta; Lepidoptera; Papilionidae
Product: probable 4-coumarate--CoA ligase 3
Exons: 11
Coding region: 5-1636 (543 amino acids)
Biological process (GO): long-chain fatty acid metabolic process; fatty-acyl-CoA biosynthetic process
Molecular function (GO): long-chain fatty acid-CoA ligase activity
Source: RefSeq, a predicted model, not a curated record
AAGAAUGUCUCACGCAGUACUUAGGGGGAAAGCAACUAAGGCACAGACAUAUCUUGACGGUAUAUUAGAAGCAGUACUAGCGUCCAAGCAUGGAAAAGAUAUACGUAAUGUCGGUUUAUCAGAAAUACUGUUAUAUAGCAUGAACGCAAAUCGCUCCGGGAUAUACAUGAUAAAUGGUUCAACCAAUGAGUCUAUUACUAACGAACAAAUACUCAAAAUGGCGGUACCAAUAGCUAGGACAUUGAUUGCAAAAGGUUAUUCUGGAAAACACGUAAUGAUGAUAUUAAGGAAUGACGAAUACAUGGCAGCUGUUUACUAUGGUUUAAUUUUUUCUGGAGCCAUCCCAAUAUUAAUAGAUCCUAAUAGCACUAUCUAUGAAUUCACUCACUUUAACACCCUAGUUGGUCCAAGGUUGAUCUUUUGUGAACAGAAAAAAGUGGAGGAUAUUACAGAGAUACUUAAUGCAGGCAAUAUUAAUAAACCUGAGAUCGUUGUUGCGGAUAGCAAUGCUAUUCAUAAAUUCACUAAAAGUGUAAGUUCCAAUAUAGAUGACUUCAGAAUAAAACACGUAAAUCUCGACUUACCAGUUUUAAUGUUGCCCACAAGUGGUUCUACUGGAUUGCCCAAAGCUGCAGUAUUAUCAAAUGGAGGGUUGAUCGCACAGUUGCCCACUCUUUGGACACACCAUACCCGCUUUCCUAAACCAACAGAUACAGCAAUGUUAGUAUCAACUGCGCAAUGGAUGACGCACACUUGCUUAAUGACCGCUUGUCCCGUGUACCAGAUAACAUUACUAAUGACCCCUACGCCAACCAUUGACUGUCUUCUUUAUAUGAUUCGACGACAUAAGCCAACUUGGGCUCUUCUGGGGCCAACAUUUGCAAAUACUUUAGCUACUGCGGCUUCUUCUGAUGACUUGGCUUCCUUGGAGACAGUAUUAACAACCGGAGCUAAACCAGGUCCUGAUAUUAUGAAAUCUUUAAAGAGAAAGUUACCAAAAAACGUUAAUUUGUGCAAUGGCUACGGAACAACUGAAACCCAUGGAUUUAUCACCAUACCAGCAAAUGAUACUCCAUUCGAGUCAAACGGAAACAUUUUAAAUAUUUUCGAAUUUAAGUUUCAGCUGUGCAACGAAUCUGUCGAGGAAGUGGGAAAAAAUGAGCAAGGACAGUUAUAUUUACGCAGCGAAUUGUGUAUAUUGAAGGGCUAUUACAAGAAUAUUGAAGCUUACGAAGAAUGUGUAUCGAGCGACGGAUGGUGGAAGACUGGUGACAUUUUCUACCAAAACAACGACGGCCUCAUGUUCUUCGUUGAAAGACAGAAGUUUUGGUUCAAAUAUUUGAACUACCAUAUAUCUCCUGAAGAAUUGGAAUCUGUCAUAGGGAGUGUGCCAGGAGUCAAAGAAUGCGUUGUAGUCGAAACUGACAAAGGACCAGCGGCGGGCGUCGUCAGGCAACCUAAUUACCACGUAUCAGAGAAUGAUAUCAAUAAUAUUAUUAACUCUACUCUCAGUGAGUACAAACGCCUGCGAGGCGGGAUUGCGUUCGUGACGUCAUUACCACGUACACACAGCGGGAAACUGCAUCGAGCCGAUUGUCGUAACUUCAUAAACAAAAUGCUAGGAUGUCAAGAAUAAAACUCAUUUAACAUGAUAAUAUUCAAACUUUAUGGCUGCUACUAUCUUUUGUUUCAAUUGAAAGCCUAAAUUAAGUAAGCAGAGAAACGUCAAAUUCCAAACAUG